Messenger RNA from Microthlaspi erraticum, 924 nucleotides. NCBI's taxonomy places the organism in Eukaryota, Viridiplantae, Streptophyta, Magnoliopsida, Brassicales, Brassicaceae. The record is from the annotation of a GenBank genome assembly.
AUGGGAAUGAUUAUGAAAGCGGUUAGCGAGUCAGAGUCAAAUAGCUUUGGUGUUCUUGUGAAUAGCUUCUACGAGCUGGAACCGGCUUAUGCUGAUUUUUACCGUAGUGUUGGGGCGAAAAGAGCUUGGCAUAUCGGUCCGCUUUCGCUGUUCAACAGAGAGUUUGCGGAGAAAGCCCAAAGAGGUAAAAAAGGGGUCAUUGAUGAGCAGGAAUGCCUCAAAUGGCUCGAGUCUAAGACACCCGGUUCAGUGAUUUACGUGUCGUUUGGCAGUGGAGCUAAAUUUACCAAUGAACAGAUGCUUGAAAUUGCUGCCGGCCUUGAAGGCUCUCAACAAAACUUCAUUUGGGUUGUUAAGAAAAAUGAAAAGCAAGGGGAAAAGGAAGACUGGUUGCCUGAAGGGUAUGAAGAGAGAACGAAAGGGGAAGGGCUGAUAAUACGCGGAUGGGCACCACAAAUGCUGAUACUAGAGCACAAAGCCGUUGGAGGAUUUGUGACGCAUUGCGGAUGGAACUCGGCUUUGGAGGGCAUAUCUAUGGGGCUACCGAUGGUGACUUGGCCGAGGGGCGCGGAACAGUUCUACAACGAGAAGCUAUUGACACAAGUGUUGAGGAUAGGAGUGAAUGUAGGAGCUACGGAGUUGGUGAAAAAAGGAAAGUUGAUAAGUAGAGAGGAAGUGGCGAAGGCAGUGAGAGAAGUGAUUGAUGGGGAAGAGGCAGAGGAAAGGCGGGAACGGGCUAAGAAACUAGGCGAGAUGGCUAAAGCCGCUGUGGAGGAAGGAGGGUCUUCUUAUAAUGAUUUGAGCAGGUUCAUGGAAGAGCUUAAAUGCUAUAAAGUCGAAAAAGUCGAAGAAGAAGACACAACAUGUUUCACGUUGUGGAAUGCAUUUCUUGUCAUUGUUAACAAACUUUUCACAAUACAGUAA